GCGGUUUCCGAAGUUCAGCGCACAAGAAUGCUGCCUGCCGGUCUUUCAAAAUGAAGUCAGAGCAUUAAAAUGAGAGAGACCGUUAUAUAUGUCACAGAGCAAAAACAUGGGAACUGUGACCACAGCCUGGCGUACCACAACAGCAUAAACAGAGGAAGAAUUUGCCUCCUGAAAAGAGCUUGAAAGAAGCAGAGCAGACAUGGGAAGUACUGGGAACAGACGCCGGCGUUCUUUGGAGAUCAUCUUGGUUCUCGCUCUCUGCGCGACGUGCGCCAGCAGUCGGGGAGCUGUUGGUGAUGGCCUUGCGGAUUCCCUGUCAUCAGUUGGUGGGACAUUACCUCACUUCCUGCAAGAGCCAGAGGAUGCUUACAUAAUAAAAAAUAACCCAAUCAAGUUGUGUUGCCGUGCGACUCCUGCCCUGCAGAUCUUCUUUAAAUGCAAUGGAGAAUGGGUCCAUCAGAACCAGCAUACCUCAAAAGAAUACAUAGACCAAAACACUGGGCUACAAAUUCGUGAAGUGAUGAUCAAUGUUACCAGGCAGCAGGUGGAGGAUUUCCACGGUCCUGAAGACUACUGGUGCCUGUGUGUAGCCUGGAGUCACCUAGGAACCUCGAAGAGUCGUAAAGCCACAGUGAGCAUAGCAUACCUCCGCAAGAACUUCGAACAGGAUCCUCAAGGGAAGGAAGUGCCAAUCAAGGGUAUGAUUGUGCUGCAUUGCCGUCCCCCGGAGGGAGUGCCCAUGGCAGAGGUGGAGUGGUUGAAAAAUGAGGAGUUGGUCAGCUCUCUUCGAGACGAUAACAUUGACACUCGAGCUGACCACAAUCUGAUCAUCAAUGAAGCCAGACUUUCGGACUCCGCCAACUACACCUGCCUCGCCAGUAACAUAGUAGCAAAGAGACGCAGUGCCACGGCGACUGUAGUUGUUUUCGUUAAUGGUGGUUGGUCUUUGUGGACUGAGUGGUCACCUUGCAGCGUGAACUGUGGGAGAGGAGUUCAGAAGCGUUCUCGGACCUGUACUAACCCAGCACCUCUGAACGGAGGAGCGUUCUGUGAGGGCAUGUCUGUGCAGAAGAUCACCUGCAAUGCUGUCUGCCCAGUGGAUGGAGUCUGGGAGGAGUGGAGUGAGUGGACAAUGUGCAACGCCCAGUGUGAGAGGCAGAGAUGGAGGGAGUGCAACUCUCCACCACCCAGACACAGAGGCAAGAUGUGUGAGGGAGAAGGUGAAAGCACAGAGAACUGCACCGGGGGACUGUGUACACAAAAUGGAAAGCUGAUGCAUGAUGUUGAGCCUCAGAGUAUAGAGAGCGCUACCGAUGUUGCACUCUACUCUGGUCUGGCUGCGGGGGUUAUUGCUGUGGUUGUUCUCAUCGUGGCCAUCACUUUCUACAGGAAGAGUCAGAGUGAGUACGGAGUUGAUGUCAUCGACUCAUCUGCUCUGGCAGGGGGCUUCCAGUCCUUCAACUUUAAAACCACCAGACAAGGCAAUCCACUUCUUCUGAAUUCUUCCAUGCAGCCUGAUAUAACAGUGGGCCAGACCUACAGCAGUCCAAUCUGCUUCCAGGACUCCAUAGACAAAGAGCUCUUUGACCCCCUGCCAGACAAGGUAAAAGAUCAGAUCUCCUUUAUGGUUUCACUUGGUGUGUCAGACCGGGCAGAGUAUCAUGUCAAAGCCCACCAGGAGAGUCUUCCUACUGGCCUUCACCCAAACUACAGCACAGUAGAGGGCAAGAAGAAGAGUAUGAUUCCUAAUGGACCGCACACCCUUGGGAAUGCUCAGUUGAAGACAAGCGCAGUGUUUGGCCAUCUUGGUGGCCGAUUGGUCAUUCCAAAUGCAGGAGUUAGUUUGCUGGUUCCUCAAGGAGCGAUUGCUGAGGACACUUCUUGGGAAAUGCACAUGCUCAUCAAUCAAGGAGAGUCAAGAGCCCAAUCAGAGGAAAGGUGUGAGAUCCUAUUAGGACCAGAGAUCACGUAUGGCCCUCAAGGGCUGAGCUUGUCCUAUCCUGUCGCCAUGACGAUAGCUCAUUGUGCUGAGGUCAGCGCUGAAAACUGGAACAUUAAACUCAAGAGACAAACCAAGGACGACAAGUGGGAGGAAAUAAUGUCAGUAGAUGAGGAGUCAACCUCCUGCUAUUGCCUGAUGGACUCUCAUAGCUGUCACUUGUUGCUGGAUCAGCCUGGCUGCUAUGCUCUGGUGGGUGAACCCAUCACUGAUGCAGCCAUUAAGAGACUAAGGAUUGCAGUUUUCGGCAGUAUGGAGGCCUUCUCCAUGGACUACAACUUGCGAGUGCACUGUGUAGAUGACACACCUCAUGCCUUUCAGGGAGUGGUCACUGCUGAAACCAGCAGAGGAGGUCAACUCCUAGAGGAGCCUAAGAUGCUGUUCUUUAAAGGGAACUGCCUAAGUCUGCAGGUGUCUAUCCAGGAUAUCCCUCAGAUUCUGUGGAGCAUUAAACCCUUUACCACCUGUCAGGAAUUCUCCUUCACCCAAGUGUGGUAUAGUAACCAGCAGCCUGUGCACUGUGCCUUCUCACUGCAGAGACAUAGUGCCGCAACUACCCAGCUCUCCUGCAAGAUCAGUGUGCGGCAGAUCAAAGGUCACGAGCAGAUCCUGCAGGUCUACACCUCAGUGGCACAGAGUGAAAAAGAGACAGUCCCAUUUUUUAUGCAGGCAGAUUGCACGGUUACUUCACAGACAGGGGCCCAAGCCUUCAAAAUCCCCCUGUCCAUUCGUCAGCGGAUAUGCACCACCUUCGAUACUGCCAACGCCAAGGGCAAGGACUGGCAGCUCUUAGCUCAGAAACUCCAAAUUCAAAGGAACCUGUCUUACUUCACUAAGCAGCAAAGUCCCUCUGCUGUCAUUCUCAGUCUCUGGGAGGCCAGGUAUCAGGACAGUGGUGAUCUUGACUCACUUGCAAGUGCUUUGGAGGAGAUUGGAAAGAUCCACUGUAAAAGUCUGCCUCAGAAUCCUGAUGAGAAAGAACCAGACUUUAACUUUUGAGGGACACCAAACUGGAGACCAAAUUAACUCCCCCAGGUGCAACUGCCCAGCAUCUUCUAAAUUAGAGUCCAAGAAGACCCAGCUAAAUUAUAUCAAGUCUGUGAGAAGACUUUGACAAGAUGUGACCAAUAAAACACUUUCAUGUAUCUGAACAUGUGCAAAGGAGAUACGUUGGCAACAAUUUGGUGCAGAUUCAGCAACUUCAAAAGGCUUUACUCAAAGUAAACGUCAGAAUGCUGUGCCAAGCCAUCACAUCCUACAUGAAAUUCUGCCUUAGCCCUCUCUUGGUGUUCAUAAUUUUAAAUUAUUAUGUGGGAUUUGAUUAGUGACCAAGUUUAUUUUUCAGAUCCAGAUUGUGUUUCAGAGUUGAGCAGUAUUUAUAUCCCUUCUGCAUGUUACUACUGAUUUGUGCUUUGUUUGCACUAAAUGAUGUUUAGAGAAGAGAGAGGGGAAUACACUCCUUCAAAAAAACAUUUUUUUAAACAUCACAAAUUGUCAUUGCGAGUCACUGUGUUCCUUAGUUUACAUUAUUAUUGCAUUGUCUAAAUGGGAUUAGUUAAUAAAGGCAUAGUAAGAACAA
Myxocyprinus asiaticus (Chinese sucker) is the source of this 3578-nucleotide messenger RNA. It is a transcript of the gene unc5db, whose product is annotated as unc-5 netrin receptor Db. Gene Ontology annotation, biological process: netrin-activated signaling pathway. Gene Ontology annotation, molecular function: netrin receptor activity; protein binding. Gene Ontology annotation, cellular component: membrane. The record is from RefSeq and is a predicted model, not a curated record. Lineage: Eukaryota; Metazoa; Chordata; Actinopteri; Cypriniformes; Catostomidae. The coding region runs from base 200 to 2998 and encodes 932 amino acids. The transcript has 17 exons.